This is a messenger RNA of Vitis vinifera (wine grape), 3190 nucleotides long. Its product is annotated as branched-chain-amino-acid aminotransferase-like protein 2. Gene Ontology annotation, biological process: carboxylic acid metabolic process. Gene Ontology annotation, molecular function: catalytic activity. The coding region runs from base 49 to 2931 and encodes 960 amino acids. The record is from RefSeq and is a predicted model, not a curated record. NCBI's taxonomy places the organism in Eukaryota, Viridiplantae, Streptophyta, Magnoliopsida, Vitales, Vitaceae. The transcript is spliced from 30 exons.
UUCGGAAUUCAUCACAAACCCUGAACUACUCAGACGGCAGAAGCAGCCAUGGCGGAGCAAGGCGUCGAUCCCAUGGCUCCUCCGUUUCUCCACUUGCUUUCAGCGUUUCUCGCCAUGGAACCCACCCAUUGCCUCAUCUCCUUAGCCCGUGUUUGUGGUGGAGGUUUGAUUACUGAAGGAGUUCAGCGUUUCAUUUGGGACAAUUGUAUCAGCAAAGUUGAAAAAAGCCAUGUGCCUUACUCGAAGAAUUUUCUAAAGAAGCUUAUAAAUGAAAUUGAAUCAGCUCAUGGUGAUAUAUUGGAUGAAUUAUACGAACAAUAUGCCUCUUACAUGAUUUUGUUGAAGGAUGACAGGUUGGUGAAAGAAAACUCAAGGGUCUUGAAAUGCAUUUCAUUUCUUUUUCCUCCAGGCUGCUUUGGAGUCCCAAGUUGUCCAAAAUCAAUGCAACUGGCAGUUCCCCUGCACUGUUCACUCAACAUGCUUGAAGGAGAUACUGGGUGUUCCAUCUGGCCCUCAAGUCUUUUCUUGUCAGAGUUCAUUCUUUCUCAUCCAGAAAUAUUUUCUAAUAAAUCAUGUUUUGAGGUUGGUUCUGGUGUUGGUUUGGUUGGCAUUUGUCUGGCCCAUGUGAAAGCCUCCAAGGUGAUAUUAAGUGAAGGUGGCCUGUCAAGUUUAGCAAAUAUGAAGCUUAACUUGGAGUUGAACCAGUUGAACAACAGAAUGGAUGAUCCGGGGACAACUAAUCAAGAUCCAAAUUUGGUAAAAUGCAUUUUUCUGCCAUGGGAAUCUGCAGAGGAAAGUGAGCUCCAAAAUUUCAUGCCUGACAUCAUAUUGGGUGCAGAUGUAAUCUACAAUCCACUUUGCCUCCCACAUCUUAUCCGAGUUCUGGCUACUCUUUUGAACCAAACCAGAUCCUCGUCUCCUCUCCAGCAAGAUAAUUGUGUGGAAUUUUCACCAGAUAGCAGAUGUAUUAUGGAUGCUAGAGCUGAAGGUGCUGAUAUCCACAACCAUGAUCAUGGUAGUAGAUCUACUACCAAUGCGGAUGGUGGUGGUAAAAAUUCAGUCCCUGUGGCAUACAUUGCUUCCGUGAUUCGCAACAUUGAAACAUUCAAUUACUUCCUUGCAUUGGCAGAGGAGGCGAACCUGGAUGUCAAGGACCUGACUGAACAAUGUAAGCCAUUUGAUUUACUUCCUUAUAUGCAGUCAUAUGACAGAUCAAGUAUAAGGUUGUUUACUCUCUCAUACUUGCUCAUGGGGGACCCGGGAAAUCAAGAGAUUGAAGUGAUCCAUUCAUGGUCUGCUCCCAGAUCUAUCAGUACCGGCCUCAUGUACUCGUUUGCUCAGAGGGAUGAUUUUGAAGUGCUUGAUGAACCCCUCUAUGCAAAUUUUCUUCGGGUAACAGGUGUUGAAAGGCCCUACCGUGAGGAGCUUCUGUCCAAGAUGGAAUCUGAUGGAAAUAAAGUUGUAAAAGAGAUCAUUUUUGGUCCAGGAGGAAAGAAGUAUCGGUUCUGCAAGCAUAUGGCAAAACAAUAUGUACCUGGCUUGACAAAGGAUUUAAUGAAGAAAGGAAAGCACUUCAUAUUGAUACGGAAUCCCCUUGAUGUUCUGCCGUCCUUUGACAAGGUCAUACCUUCAUCCCUCAUGGAGCUUGGUUUGGCAGACUUGGUCUCUAUAUAUAGUGAACUGUGUGAUCUGGGAAAACCUCCACCUAUUAUUGAUGCAGCAGACCUUCAGCAAGAUCCCGAGGCUAUUUUACGGGGUCUUUGUGAAGACUUGGGUAUUUCUUUUCAACCUUCAAUGCUCAAAUGGGAUGCAGGACCAAAAUCAAUAGAUGGCAUUUGGGCUCCAUGGUGGUAUCAAAGUGUACACAAAUCAACAUGUUUCAAACCAGGAAGAAAGUAUCCUGCGCCAUUCCCUUUUUCUCUCUAUGACUUGCUGGAGCAGAGUUUGCCAUUAUACAACAUCCUUAGGCGCCAUGUCAAGCAGAGGGCAUCCCUUCGUAAGUCUACCUUGCCAAUUCCAGAUCUUCCUGUUCCUGAAAAUGAGAAGCUGCUUGCAUGGGUGGGGGAUGAAAUUGUACCACGUGAAAGUGCCAAGGUUUCGGUGUUUGACUCUGUUGUCCAAGGUGGUGAUUCAGUGUGGGAGGGGCUUCGAAUUUACAACGGGAAGAUAUUUAAGCUUGAAGAGCAUUUAGAUAGGAUGUUUGACUCAGCAAAAGCACUGGCUUUCAACAAUGUUCCAACUCGUGAAGAGAUUAAGGCAGCCAUCUUCACUACCCUUAAUAGGAAUGGAAUGUUUGAUAACACACACAUUCGACUGUCGCUGACACGUGGGAAAAAGGUUACUUCUGGAAUGAGCCCGGCAUUCAAUCUCUAUGGAUGCACUCUAAUUGUGCUUGCUGAAUGGAAGCCACCCGUCUAUGACAAUACAAAGGGUAUUACUCUGGUGACUGCUACUACACGUCGUAAUUCACCAAAUAAUUUGGAUUCAAAGAUUCACCAUAAUAACCUUCUUAACAACAUACUUGCAAAGAUAGAAGGGAAUAAUGCAAAUGCUGAUGAUGCAAUCAUGCUUGACAAGGAUGGUUAUGUUUCUGAAACAAAUGCUACAAACAUUUUCUUAGUGAAGAAAGGUCAUGUUCUGACACCUCAUGCUGAUUACUGCCUUCCUGGGAUAACUCGAGCUACUGUCAUGGACCUAGUGGUAAAGGAAAAGUUUCCUUUAGUGGAGCGGAGAAUCAGCCUAUCAGAGUUUCAUACUGCAGAUGAGGUAUGGACAACUGGAACCAUGGGAGAACUCAGCCCAGUUGUCAAGAUUGAUGGGCGCCCUGUUGGUGAUGGACAAGUAGGGCCAGUAACUCGACAUCUGCAAAAUGCUUAUAAAAAACUUACAGAAGAAUCAGGGGUUCCUAUACCCACUUCCGUCAGUUCUUGAAUGGCAGAGAGCUUUAGAAGGUCGUCAAACAAAGUGAAGGUUGGUGGGCGACGAAAGGAAGUUGCUUCCGAGUAUUCAGACAUUAAAGCUUUGGGAGCCUUCAGCUACCUAUCCAAAGAUCAUGUACGGAAGCUUCUCCUCCUAUUUGCCUCUCUUUGUGGUUGCAAUUUGCUCAACUCUUUAGUGUGGAAAACUUUUAAGAUACUCUAAAAUUCAGGACAUUAUCUUUUAUGGUAAGAUUAAAUCUUGCUUAUUGUUA